This is a messenger RNA of Mangifera indica (mango), 1565 nucleotides long. Its product is annotated as DNA-(apurinic or apyrimidinic site) endonuclease. Gene Ontology annotation, molecular function: double-stranded DNA 3'-5' DNA exonuclease activity; phosphoric diester hydrolase activity; DNA-(apurinic or apyrimidinic site) endonuclease activity. Gene Ontology annotation, cellular component: nucleus. NCBI's taxonomy places the organism in Eukaryota, Viridiplantae, Streptophyta, Magnoliopsida, Sapindales, Anacardiaceae. The record is from RefSeq and is a predicted model, not a curated record. The transcript is spliced from 9 exons. The coding region runs from base 112 to 1194 and encodes 360 amino acids. Gene Ontology annotation, biological process: base-excision repair.
UACCCUAGUAAUGGCCUUUUAAUUGAUAUCCUACAGAAAAGUGAAGCCCAUGAGUUAUAGUUUAAUCGCAGAGGAAGAGCAGAAGAAACAACAACAAUAGACAGCUGAAUCAUGAAGCGAUUUUUUAAACCAAUAGAGAAGGAAGGAUCAGCCAAGAAACCAACUCCUUCGCCUUUGAAAAAAGAUGGUGAAAACAACUGUGAAACUUCACAAGAAGAGAAUAACAACAAAGAGCCACUCAAGUUCGUGACUUGGAACGCCAAUAGCCUGCUUCUUCGAGUCAAGAACAACUGGGCCGAGUUCUCUAAGUUCGUUUCUAAUUUUGAUCCUGACAUUAUUGCUAUUCAGGAAGUGAGAAUGCCUGCUGCUGGUUCCAAGGAUUCGCCAAAAAACCCUGGAGAACUGAAAGAUGAUACAAAACCUUCCCGUGAGGAAAAACAGAUAUUGAUUCGUGCUCUUUCAAGUCCACCAUUUGGAAAAUAUCAGAUUUGGUGGUCUCUUGCAGAUUCAAAGUAUGCAGGGACAGCAUUGUUGGUGAAGAAGUGUUUUCAACCAAAAAUAGUCUCUUUCUCACUUGAUAGAACAGCUUUGAAGCAUGAACCAGAUGGCAGGGUCAUUUUGGCUGAAUUUGAGAAUUUCCGUCUAUUGGCUACCUAUUCACCAAACAAUGGUUGGAAAGAGGAGGAAAAUUCAUUUCAGAGGAGAAGAAAAUGGGAUAAUAGGAUGCUAGAGUUUGUUACGAAGCAUUCUGAGAAGCCUCUUAUAUGGUGUGGUGAUCUUAAUGUAAGCCAUGAAGAGAUUGAUGUGAGUCAUCCUGAAUUUUUCAGUGCUGCAAAGCUCAAUGGUUACAUUCCUCCAAAUAAAGAGGAUCGUGGGCAGCCUGGAUUUACUCUUGCUGAGAGGAAGCGCUUUGGUGCUAUACUGAAAGAGGGUAGGCUAAUAGAUGCUUACAGACUCCUACACAAGGAAAAGGAUAUGGAUGGUGGCUUCUCAUGGUCUGGAAAUCCAAUUGGAAAGUAUCGAGGUAAAAGAAUGAGAAUAGACUAUUUCAUAGUCUCAGAAGAACUCAAAGAUCGAAUUGUUGCAUGUGAAAUGCAGGGGCAUGGAAUUGAAUUAGAAGGUUUUUAUGGGAGUGACCAUUGCCCAGUUUCCCUUGAGCUUUCACAAGCCAAUCGAGAUCCUCCCGAAAGUUGAUGUAUAAUUUUAUAAUCUGAAACGGGCUUAUUAUCAUCUUUCAAAGAACUAUAUUUUCUGGAUGUAUUAAUUGGAAGUGGAUAGGAUAUUGUUAUCAUAUAGGAUGUUGGGUAAAUUAUUAGCGUCUACUUGUGAGCAUUAACAGUCCUUUACAUUCUAAUUUGCAGGGGAAACAAAUCUAGAAAUACUCCCAUGUCAACCUUCAUCUAUUGAAGAUGGAUAGAUCGCUGGAUUUAACAUGUUAUGUGUCCACGGCUGAAACAAGAUAAGUGUGCAUAUAGAUUUUAUUACCAGUUGAAAUUUCAUUUUUAUGACAAGAUACAGUAAGAUAGAUAUAUAUUAGGCAAUAUUUUGCCUUGUUUUCCACCAAA